UCACAGAUAGACAAGUGCCAGGAAUGUUAGUCGAUCCCAGAUCGACUCGGUGCUUUGGUGGAAGAUGGCUCUCUCCAGAGGCUUGAGAUGCUGUCAGAGGGUUUUCUCCUGGAUACCUGUGCUCAUCAUAACCUCCGUGGUGCUGUGGUCUUACUACGCCUACGUGUUUGAGCUGUGUCUGUUUACACUCAUCAACACGUUAGAAAAAGUCAUCUACCUGCUGGUGUUUCAUGUCUGCUUCGUGAUGUUCUGCUGGACAUAUUGGAAGGCCAUUUUCACACCACCUGCUACACCAUGCAAAAAGUUUCAGCUGUCGUACUCGGACAAGCAAAGGUACGAGAUGGAGGAGAGGCCAGACGCCCAAAAACAAAUCCUGGUUGAAAUUGCAAAAAAACUGCCCAUCUUCACACGAGCACAAUCUGGAGCUAUCAGGUUCUGUGACCGCUGCCAGGUACUGAAGCCCGACCGCUGUCACCACUGCUCCGUGUGUGAAACGUGUGUGUUGAAGAUGGAUCACCACUGCCCCUGGGUGAACAACUGUGUGGGCUUCUCCAACUACAAGUUUUUCCUACUUUUCCUUUCCUACUCCAUGGUUUACUGUGUAUUCAUCGCAGCCACAGUCUUUCAGUAUUUCUUCAAAUAUUGGUCGGGAGAAUUGCCAAACAGGCCUGCAAAAUUUCAUGUGCUUUUCCUCAUGUUUGUGGCGCUCAUGUUUUUCGUCAGCCUCAUAUUCCUUUUUGGCUACCACUGCUGGUUGGUGGCCAAGAACCGAUCAACUUUAGAGGCCUUCUCUGCUCCAGUUUUUCUAAACGGCCCUGACAGAAACGGCUUUAAUGUUGGCAUAAGGAGAAAUUUACAGCAGGUAUUUGGCGAGGAUCGAAGACUGUGGUUUAUCCCGGUCUUCACAAGCCAAGGAAAUGGCCACUACUUCCCCUUGAAGGAUCGAAGUUCUGAGUCUCGAAACCUUUUAUUAUCCAAUGAGAACAUGUGGGAGGAGUCAGACGAAUGCUCUGAUGAAGGAAGCUUUGCUGAUGAUCAUGACCCCUCGGUUACCAUAGAGAUGGAGGAAUAAUGUUAAUGUGAAGAAAGGACCAAUGAACCUGGCACAGCGUGUGGAUAAACAGUAUAUUGUGUGCUGCUGCGUGUCACGUGGCCAAGCAUUCCAAUCAUGCUGAUGUUCACACCUACAGAAAAAAGGAGAAUCUGAAAGGGUCAAACCAGUGGGUGAUAACCUGCACUUGUACUGUAAACUAUGAACACUUGUACAAAAUGAAGACGAGGGGAGUUGAGGUGAGUGGACGACCAGCAGCAGCAGCUGCAGCCUUGGCUCUGAUUAUCUUAUCACAGAGCUUCACUGUGCUUCCUUUAUACUGUAUAUGCAGCCCUGCAUCUGAAAUGAACCGUUCACAGUGUUUAUAGUGUUUACAGUGUUGAUCUGUGCAGGCUGUCAUGUGACCUUGGUUCAGUUGUUGAAACUUCUGCCUCUUGUAUCAGCAUUGACCAUAUCAUUUAGUAUACACACACACACACACUUCUGUGUUUUGGGGGUGUACUUCCACCUAUUGUAUCCCUUGUUUUGUUUGUGCCAUUCAGGCAUCUGUGGAGAAGAACCUGUCUGUGCAGUUAGGAAGUCACUGACAGACCAGUGACAGUGAUCCAACUGAAGUUAACUUAUAUGUGUAGUUACUAGUUUGUAGCUACUCUUAAAUAACAGGUACUGUAUAUCAGUAUCACUGUUGUUAGUACCGUAUUUCAUGGAACUAAAGCCACACCUCAUAGUUAUGUUCUGAAAUGCAUACCACUGUAUAAGCACAUAUAUAUUUAUAUAUGUAUAUACAUGUUUGUGUACUGUAUACGUGUAUAUAUGUAUAUAUGUGCAUGUGUAUAUAUACAUAUAUGUAUAUAUGUUUACUGUACAGUCCUUAGCCGCAGAUCUGUGAAAUAUGAUGAAUGAUGUUGGCUAGACAUAGAAAUGUGGGGCUGGGUUAAGAUUUUAUUAUGACAUGAUUAUCUCAUAUACUGUAAGACUGUAACUAUUUGAAAAAAUAUAUCAUAUUUAUAAUGUUAUCUAAUCAUUUCUAGUCAGAUGUAUGUGCUGAUGUGAAAUCACUCUUAUUUUUAUCCUUUACAAAUAGAGACAACUGUAUAUACUGUAUAUGAAUAGAUGACUGAUCUUCAUCCACUGGUUGGCAGGUGUCAGUUAUCGUCUGUAAUACUUUCAUGUUUUUGUACUUCCUGUAUUUAUUAAUUUGAAACACUUUUAUUUACAUCCGCGGUGUCGGUUUAUGGUAUUCUGUAUUUGGUAGACUUUGCUUUAAGGCUUUCAUUAGUUUGAUUUGCAUAAAGAAAGAUACACAAUUUACAAAACAUUGAUU
This is a messenger RNA of Cynoglossus semilaevis (tongue sole), 2375 nucleotides long. It is a transcript of the gene zdhhc15b, whose product is annotated as zDHHC palmitoyltransferase 15b. Gene Ontology annotation, molecular function: palmitoyltransferase activity. The record is from RefSeq and is a predicted model, not a curated record. The transcript is spliced from 11 exons. Lineage: Eukaryota; Metazoa; Chordata; Actinopteri; Pleuronectiformes; Cynoglossidae. The coding region runs from base 65 to 1072 and encodes 335 amino acids.